Messenger RNA from Mastomys coucha (southern multimammate mouse), 6504 nucleotides. RefSeq names its product RB1 inducible coiled-coil 1 (gene Rb1cc1). NCBI's taxonomy places the organism in Eukaryota, Metazoa, Chordata, Mammalia, Rodentia, Muridae. Gene Ontology annotation, biological process: reticulophagy; piecemeal microautophagy of the nucleus; glycophagy. Bases 466 to 5232 code for a protein of 1588 amino acids. The record is from RefSeq and is a predicted model, not a curated record. The transcript is spliced from 23 exons. Gene Ontology annotation, cellular component: Atg1/ULK1 kinase complex; extrinsic component of membrane; phagophore assembly site membrane. Gene Ontology annotation, molecular function: protein kinase binding; molecular adaptor activity.
CGUGCUCUGCGGCGGAAAGGCCGAGUCGACAAUAACAAACCCCACGGCGGCAGCGACCCAGCCCUGCCAAGCUCCCAGUGCCUCGGCGCCGCGCGCGGAGCCGAGGGGCCGGAGCACCGGCUGCGCUCGACUCCCAUCCCGCCGGAUCUCCGGGCCUCGCCGGGUACUCGGCGGCCGGGCGCCGACAGUUGUGUCGGUUGGCGGCGCCGCAGGGGCGGUUGGUAGCCGCCGCCGAGGCCAGGGCGGCGGCAGAAGAUGGUGCGGGGGGCCGCCGGCUGUGUUGCUGCCGCGGGCGGAGGAGGCGCUGCCGGUUCUCUGAGUUUCACCAGUAAUGCCACUCAGUUGCCAAUAUCAAGCAAACACAUAUAAGACACUUGUAAUCUUUUAAGAAAAGUAGUAGUUCUCUUCACAGUAUCUGGUGGAACCAUAUUGGAGGGUGAGGUAUCAGAUUCCAGAAAGAUCAUCAUGAAGUUAUAUGUGUUUCUGGUUAACACUGGAACCACGCUGACAUUUGACACUGAGCUAACUGUGCAAACUGUGGCUGAUCUUAAGCAUGCUAUUCAAAGCAAAUACAAGAUUGCUAUUCAGCACCAGGUGCUAGUGGUCAAUGGAGGAGAAUGCAUGGCUGCAGAUAGAAGAGUGUGUACUUACAGCGCUGGGACGGACACAAAUCCAAUUUUCCUUUUUAAUAAAGAAAUGAUCUUAUGUGACCGUGCACCUGCUAUUCCUAAAACUACCUUUUCAACAGAAAAUGACAUGGAAAUAAAAGUUGAAGAGUCUCUUAUGAUGCCUGCAGUUUUUCACACUGUUGCUUCAAGGACACAGCUUGCAGUGGAAAUGUAUGAAGUCGCCAAGAAGCUUUGCUCUUUCUGUGAAGGACUUGUCCAUGAUGAGCAUCUUCAGCACCAAGGCUGGGCUGCAAUCAUGGCCAAUCUGGAGGACUGUUCAAAUUCAUACCAAAAACUUCUUUUCAAGUUUGAAACUAUUUAUUCGGAUUAUCUUCAAUCCAUAGAAGACAUCAAGCUAAAACUUACUCAUUUAGGAACUGCGGUUUCAGUAAUGGCCAAGAUUCCACUGUUGGAGUGCCUAACCAGACAUAGUUACAGGGAAUGUUUGGGAAGACUGGAUUCUUUAAAUGAACAUGAAGGCUCAGAGAAAGCUGAGAUGAAAAGAUCUACUGAACUGGUGCUCUGUCCUGAUAUGCCUAGAACAACUAACACAUCCUUGUUAACCUCAUUUCACAAGUCAAUGGAGCAUGUAGCUCCAGAUCCCACCGAUGCUGAACGUGGCAAAGAACUUAGGGAAUCUUGUCAAAGUACUGUCCAGCAAGAAGAAGCUUCAGUAGAUGCUAAAGACAGUGAUCUGCCUUUUUUUAAUGUUUCUUUGUUAGACUGGAUUAAUGUUCAAGAUAGACCUAAUGAUGUGGAAUCUCUGGUCAGGAAGUGCUUUGAUUCUAUGAGCAGGCUUGACCCAAAGAUUAUUCAACCGUUUAUGUUAGAAUGCCAUCAAACUAUUGCCAAACUUGAUAAUCAGAAUAUGAAAGCCAUUAAAGGGCUUGAAGAUCGGCUGUAUGCCUUGGACCAGAUGAUUGCUAGCUGUAGCCGGCUGGUAAAUGAACAGAAGGAGCUUGCUCAGGGAUUUUUAGCUAAUCAGAUGAGAGCUGAAAACUUGAAGGAUGCAUCUGUGUUGCCUGAUCUGUGCCUGAGUCAUGCAAAUCAGCUAAUGAUUAUGUUGCAAAACCACAGAAAACUGUUGGAUAUUAAACAGAAGUGUACCACUGCCAAACAAGAGCUAGCAAACAAUCUCCAUGUCAGACUGAAGUGGUGUUGUUUUGUGAUGCUUCAUGCUGAUCAAGAUGGAGAAAAACUACAAGCACUGCUCCGCCUUGUAAUAGAGCUGUUAGAAAGAGUCAGGAUUGUUGAGACUCUUAGCACAGUCCCUCAGAUGUAUUGCCUAGCUGUUGUUGAGGUUGUAAGGAGAAAAAUGUUCAUUAAACACUACAGAGAGUGGGCUGGUGCUUUAGUCAAAGAUGGAAAACAAUUAUAUGAAGCUGAAAAGUCAAAAAGGGAAUCCUUUGGGAAAUUAUUUAGGAAGUCCUUUUUAAGAAAUCGUCUGUUUAAGGGACUGGACUCCUGGCCUUCCUCAUUUUGUACUCAGAAGCCUCGAAAAUUUGACUGUGAACUUCCAGAUAUAUCAUUAAAAGAUUUACAGUUUCUUCAAUCAUUUUGUCCUUCAGAAGUGCAGCCAUUCCUCAGGGUUCCCUUACUUUGUGACUUUGAACCUCUGCACCAGCAUGUACUUGCCCUGCACAGUUUGGUGAAAGCAGCACAAAGUGUGGAUGAGAUGUCACAGACCAUUACAGACCUACUGAGUGAACAAAAGGCGUCCACAGGCCAGGCAUCCCCACACUCAGCUGCUUCUCCAAGAAUAGAAAGUACAACGGCCAUUACAACUACUACCUCACCAAAAACUCCCCCUCCACUAACUGUUCAGGAUACCUUAUGUCCGGCAGUGUGUCCCUUAGAAGAAUUAUCUCCAGAUAGCAUUGAUGCUCAUACUUUUGAUUUUGAAACCAUCUCCCAUCCAAACACAGAACAAACUGUUCACCAAGCUUCUAUAGACUUGGAUUCAUUAGCAGAAAGCCCUGAAUCUGACUUUAUGUCUGCUGUGAAUGAGUUUGUGAUAGAAGAAAAUUUAUCAUCUCCAAACCCUAUAAGUGAUCCACAAAGUCCAGAAAUGAUGGUGGAGUCACUUUACUCUUCAGUCAUCAAUGCAAUAGAUAGUAGGCGCAUGCAAGACACAAGUACGCGUGGAAACGAGGGCUUUGGGGAUCGGGCUGCUCUACAUGUCCAGCUGGAGAAAUGCAGAGUUGCUGCCCAAGACUCUCACAUUAGUAUACAAACCAUCAAGGAUGAUCUGUGCUACUUUAGAACAUUUGUACAAAAAGAACAGUGUGACUUAUCAAAUUAUUUAAAAUGUACAGCUGUAGAAAUAAGAAAUAUUAUUGAAAAAGUAAAAUGUUCCCUAGAAAUAACACUAAAGGAAAAGCACCAGCAAGAACUCCAAUCUUUAAAAAUUGAGUAUGAAUGCAAACUUGAUGCGCUAGCAAAAGACAGUGAAGAAAAUGUAAAUAAAAUUUUAAAAUUGAAAGAAGAUUUAGUAUCCCUGGAAGGGGCUUUACAAAAUAAAGACAAUGAAUUCACUUUGAUUAAACAUGAAAAGGAUGCGAUUGUCUGCAUGCAGCAAGAAAAGGAUCAGAAGUUGUUGGAGAUGGAAAAUAUAAUGCAUACUCAAAAUUGUGAAAUUAAAGAACUGAAACAGUCACGAGAGGUGGUGUUAGAAGAUCUGAAAAAGCUGCAUGAUGAAAAAAUAGAGUCAUUGAGAGCUGAAUUUCAGAGUUUAGAACAAAAUCACCUGAAGGAAUUAGAGGACACACUGCACAUCAGGCACACACAGGAGUUUGAGAAAGUUAUGACAGACCACAACAUGUCUUUGGAGAAUUUAAGAAAGGAAAAUCAGCAAAGAAUUGACGAGAUGCUAGAAUCUCAUGCCUCAACUAUUCAGGAAAAAGAGCAGCAGCUGCAGGAAUUUAAACUCAAAGUUUCUGACUUGUCAGAUAUGAGAUGUAAGUUAGAGGUUGAACUUGCACUAAAGGAAGCAGAAACAGAUGAGAUAAAGAUCUUGUUGGAAGAGAGCAGAACACAGCAGAAGGAAGUGUUGAAGUCUUUACUUGAACAAGAGACUGAAAAUUUAAGAACAGAAAUAAGUAAACUAAACCAAAAAAUUCAUGAUAAUAAUGAGAGUUAUCAGGUGGGUUUGUCAGAGUUAAGAGCUUUAAUGACAAUUGAAAAAGAUCAGUGCAUUUCAGAGUUAAUCAGUAGACACGAAGAAGAAUCUAAUAUACUUAAGGCUGAAUUAGACAAUGUUAUGUCUUUGCAUCACCAAGCAUUUGAAAUAGAAAAAAAACUGAAAGAACAAAUAGUUGAAUUGCAGACUAAAUUGAAGUCAGAACUGAGUGCUCUUGAAAAACAAAAAGAUGAAAAAAUAACCCAACAAGAAGAGAAGUAUGAAGCACUUAUCCAGAACCUUGAGAAAGACAAGGAGAGAUUGGUCAUGAACCACGAGCAAGACAAAGAACAAUUAAUUCAGAAGCUUAAUUUUGAAAAAGAUAAAGCUGUUCAAACUGCACUAGAUGAAUUUAAGUUGGAAAGAGAACUUGUUGAGAAAGAGUUAUUAGAAAAAGUUAAACAUCUUGAGACUCAAAUAGCCAAAAGUCCUGCCUUUGAGUCAGCCAGAGAAGAUUCUUCAAGCUUAAUUGCUGAACUUCAAGAGAAACUUCAAGAAGAAAAAGCUAAGUUUCUGGAACAACUUGAAGAACAAGAGAAAAGAAAGAAUGAAGAAAUGCAAAAUGUCAGAAGCUCUUUGAUUGCUGAGCAGCAGACCAACUUUAACACAGUCUUAACAAGAGAGAAAAUGAGGAAGGAAAACAUCAUAAAUGAUCUUAGUGAUAAGCUAAAAAGUACGAUGCAGCAGCAAGAGCGGGAUAAAGAUUUGAUAGAGUCGCUUUCUGAGGACCGAGCUCGUUUGCUUGAAGAGAAGAAGAAGCUUGAAGAGGAAGUGAGUAAACUACGCACUAGCAGUUUUCUUCCCUCAGCACCUGUGGUUACAGCCCCAGAGCUGUAUGGUGCUUGUGCACCUGAGCUCCCAGGUGAGCCAGAGAGAUCAGUCAUGGAGACAGCAGAUGAAGGAAGAGUGGAUUCAGCAAUGGAGACAAGCAUGAUGUCUGUCCAAGAAAAUAUGCUAUCUGAAGAGAAACAAAGGAUCAUGCUCCUAGAACGGACAUUGCAGUUGAAAGAAGAAGAAAACAAGCGGUUAAAUCAAAGACUGAUGUCACAGAGUUUGUCCUCAGUAUCUUCAAGGCAUUCUGAAAAAAUAGCCAUUAGAGAUUUUCAGGUGGGAGAUUUGGUUCUCAUCAUCCUAGAUGAGCGGCAUGACAAUUAUGUGUUGUUUACUGUUAGUCCUACUUUAUAUUUUCUGCAUUCAGAGUCUCUUCCUGCACUGGAUCUCAAACCAGGUGAGGGAGCUUCAGGUGCAUCUAGAAGACCCUGGGUCCUUGGGAAAGUAAUGGAAAAGGAAUACUGUCAAGCCAAAAAGGCACAAAACAGAUUUAAAGUUCCUUUAGGGACAAAGUUUUACAGAGUGAAAGCUGUGUCAUGGAAUAAGAAAGUAUAGCCACAGAAGAAAUCUCUACAUCUCAUACCAUUUUCUGAUUUGUCCUCCGUUGCUGAUAAACCACUCCAAAAACAAGUGGCCAUCCUUUUUUACAGAAGUCAACAUAACGAUAUACUUCAUUGGUGGACUGUACUUACCUUUUAAGUCGCUACAUCUUAGGCACAAUAAAUUUAUUAAAAUUCUUGGCUGAAUUGAAAUGGUUUUGUUUUAUUUCCACCCAAAUAACUAGAAAUGCGGACCAAAGUAGAUGUUUUCCAAGGGCAGAGCCUGCACUGUGGCUUGUGACUAGCCUCAUUAAUUGCCUGUUAAUAAACAUUAGCUGAAUCGUUACCAGUGUUGCUACCAGCAUUUGUCCUCUUGUGAAUCAAGAGUCCUUGCACUCUUUAACAUGUUCUUUAUAAAAUGUAUAAAUCCUUCCAAACUAUUUAAAGAGGAGUGUUAUUGCAUGCAGAUAAUCGUAAUUUUCAGUUUGCCUCAGAAGACUGCUAAAGCAAAUUUGUUCAUUUUUUUAAAAUUGCCCUUUAAUGUUUCAAAAAAAAUAACAGUGUAAUUUGACUGACUUUAAGAUCAGCCAUAAAUAAUGAGUAAUCUUUAAAAGCACUUUUCACACCGAUCAUCUGGGCUCCAGGGAGGAAGAGUCCGUACCACUGUCUUUUCAAGUGCAGGACUCAAGUCUCUCAGCAUCUUAGGACUGUUUCAAUAAAAUCAUAUCGAUGAACUCGCAAUUCAUGGGUGAGCUUCAGAAGAGGAGAUGCAUUGUAUAUAUAGUAACACUUAGAGGUCAUUUAAAUAACAAAAGCCUGUAUUGUAAAGGACCUGUACAAUUUUAAGACAAUAAACAAUUGAAAAUGUAAAUGUGUGUGCCUUUUAAAGGUUACAUUUUUAAUAUAUUGCGUGAUUGCUAGGAAAGGUGAAAAAUGUUCUGUAUCAAAGAGAAACAUGUUUAUUAAAAAUAUGUUGUUUGUAUCCUAUGUAACAGGGUGAAGUGGUGUUCUGUGGAACAGAACCAUGUAAACGCAAGGUUUAGAAGCCGGCACUGAACAAAGAUGUUGAAGUAGCUAGGCUAGUUGAUUGGAAAGAGUUUCUUCAGGGUUGUUGUUAGGGAACAAUAAUAAAAUGAUUCUUUUUCAGAAAUAUUUAAUUUCUUCAUAAAAAUAAGUUGGAUAUUUUUAUAAAUGUGUAAUCUAAUAGAAUGAAAAUGGAAUAAACAUCAUAGUGUAUAGAAUACCUAAUUCAGAACCAUAUUAAUGAAUAAACGAACAAAUGAUUUCA